This is a messenger RNA of Pseudoliparis swirei, 2703 nucleotides long. RefSeq names its product calcium-binding and coiled-coil domain-containing protein 1-like. Lineage: Eukaryota; Metazoa; Chordata; Actinopteri; Perciformes; Liparidae. Bases 186 to 1724 code for a protein of 512 amino acids. The record is from RefSeq and is a predicted model, not a curated record. The transcript has 10 exons.
UAUAUGGGCUUGUUGUUUCUUCACAUAUUGUGCAGCCACAGGCGACUGGUGUUACGACCACGCUGCAUUCCUGAUCUGACUCUGCUAUCACCUUUCUUCAGCUGUUCUCCACCGGACUGAAACUGGAACACAUUUCACCGGAUCCAAAUAUCAGUUCUUCCUAAACAGCACAGCUUCCUAUUACCAUGGAUAAACAAUCCACGGUGGUGUUUCGAAAUGUGGGCCAGCUGUACUUCCCCCAAACCAGAGUGGAGUGCCACUACAGUCUUACCUCUGACCACCGGUGGAGCAGCAGUGACUGGAUCGGUAUUUUAGAGGGCUGUUCCUCAGUGAAACAGUACUACACUUAUACAUGGGCGGUUGUUCCUGAAGGCUACACUGAGGGUACCAGUAUCAACUGCUAUGUCCUUUUCCAGGCAUCCUACCUGCCCCGCCCCAGUGCUGUGCAGUAUCAGUUUAUAUAUGUGGAUUCGAUGGGAGAGGUGUGUGCCCGGAGUCGCUCCUUCAAUUUCCGUGCUCCUAAGCCGUUGGAGGAACUGGAGACUGUGAAGGAGGAACAAGAUGAGGAGGAUGGAGAGGAAGAGCUGCUCAUAGUCAUCCCCAGGGCUCAGCUGCUGCAGAAUCAGCUGGAUGAGUGCUUUAAAAAACAAGCCAAUACACAUCAGGCUCUGGAUGCGGCAAAAGAGGAGACAGAGAAGGAGAAAAGGAACAGCAACACAGCCAUGGUGGAGUGGGAGCGGGAAAGAGAAGCAAUGAAGGAGGAGCUCUCAGAGCUUAGAGACAACUUAAGACUCAACUGUGAGAUGUUAAAGAAGAUGGAGGGAAAACACAAGUUUCAGGCAGAUCAUGCCUCCAGAUGUCUUGGGAAUGGGGAAUAUAAUCAGAAAAAUCUGACAUAUGAACUGAGUAAUCUCUUGGCUGAAAAAGAUGAGAGCCAGCAGCGAAUUAAAGACCUGGAGGAGGACAUCAAGAUCCUAAACCACAGGAAGAAAGAGGAAAACGGCGACCUGGAAAGGCUGAAGGAGAGAGUGAAGAAAAUGUCCAGUCAAAUGAAACAUGAUGAGGAAAAAAGAAAGUGUCUGCAGGUGGAGAACCAGGCUGCCCUGGUGGAGGUACGGCGGCUGCAGGAGCGUCUGGAGACGAGUGAGCAUGCCGCCGAAGGCCUGCGGAGGGAGCUGAGGAAGCUGGGCACCCGUCAAGGCCAGACCCACACUGAGUUGAAUCAAGCCCGGCUGCAAGUGGCCCAGCUAACCCUGUUGCUGUCUGAGGAGAACCUGGUGCUCAGGGAGGAGCGUGCCAGCUGGGCUCUGGAGAGGGAGGCCUACAAACACGCAGCAGAAACAGAGUCAAAUAGAUUCCAAGAGGUGAGCUGUGAGGUGCAGAGGAAGGAAGAGUGGUUCCGGGAGGAGAGGAUGGAGAGGGAGAAACUAGAAGUAACGCUUGAGCAAGAGCGAGAUUGCAAUCGAGUGCUGCUAGGUGACACGAAGAAAGAGCUCCAGGAUCUGAAGGCCAGUGUGAGGACAGCCCAGAGAGGAGAGCAGCUGCAGGUGGACACACAGAAUGUGACGAGACAGCGCGGUGAGCCCCCGGCUGCUGAAGGGAAGCUGAGUGCUGAUGCUACCGCAACCCGUCGACCCCGUCCUGAGGUGACAGUUCUGGCUUUCUACCAGCCACACAGUACACACCCUGUUUCCCUCCUCCAUGACCAGAAUCACCUCUGCUAAAAUAUUAUGGCAUGACUUCAUUCAGUCUCCUCCCUGGCAGACGCGUUGCUGUUUUAGAAAAGCUGCGGUUCCAUUUACCGAGCACUUUCUUUUCUUCUGGGAAGAGUCAUGGGGAGCACUAGAGGGUAAAAAUAAAGAUGAAAAUAAUAUGGUAAUAACAACAUCACAAGAGUAAAAAUAGCAGCAAUGCUCAUGUUACUCAAGCAGUAGAUCAGCAGGAGUGUGUUGUCUUUAAAAAAACAUUGUUUAUCCUCAGCACCUUCAGUAAAACGUUUAAUCCUCUUUCUCUUUGCAGUGAACUGGUCGACUCCCCCAUGUGGUAAAACAGAAAGAACUAGAACGGGCACUCGGUAGAGCGCAUACCUUCGCAUAUCACAAGAUUGGGCAUUGAAUUAUGAACAUUUUGGCAUUAGUUGCCAAUUGGAUAGAAAUUGACCGCGCUAUGGUAAAAAGAAGAUUUUGACCUUUUCAUGACCUUGACCUUUGACCCGAUCGAUCCCAAAAUCUAAUCAAAUGGUCCCCGGAUAAUAACCAAUCAUCCCACCAAAUUUCAUGCGAUUCGGUUUAAUACUUUUUGACUUAUGUGAAUAACACACAUACACGGCGAUCAAAACAUAACCUUCCGCAUUUUCAAUGCGAAGGUAAAGAUGGACGUCUUGUUUACCACUACAAUGCAAGCUCAUGCGGCUCAUAAUGAAACCUUUUAUGUUAUUCUAUUGUUGUUUUGUAGCUGCUCAUGUAGAGCAUUGCCUUCACAAAGGUCUUAUUUAUAGUGCAGAGCUUUUUGACUUUUUGAUACAAAAUGAAGUGUCUGAGAAUUUUGCUUAAUAAUCAGAUGUUCAUAUGCAGAUACCAAUGGUCUAAAAAUAUAUUUCAGUUUAUUUUAGACAAUCUUUAAUAAUAAAUAUUAAAAAUACAUAUUUUAGCUGAUUUAAAUGUAGAUCUGUUAUAGUUGUUUUGAGAAAAGCUUGGAUUUAAC